Messenger RNA from Peniophora sp. CBMAI 1063, 6723 nucleotides. The record is from the annotation of a GenBank genome assembly. Lineage: Eukaryota; Fungi; Basidiomycota; Agaricomycetes; Russulales; Peniophoraceae.
AUGUCUGAGGACACUGAAAGCGAGGUCUCUUUCCACACCGUCACAAGUGGGUCCAACACUGGCGAAGCGGUCACCACCAGCAUAAUUAGCAAUGCUAACCCAGAUAUGGCCACUCUGCCCAUCGAUAGCCUAUCCAACCGUAGUUCGGCACUACGAGCUUCUACACCGUCUCGUCCCGACAAUCCCGAUCCAGCACGUCAUAUCAAAGGAAUGUAUAGAGUCUUGGAUCUCAUCGUCGAGCAAGGAUCGGGUGGACUUGUCGACAAGAUCAUCAUUUUUCAGGAGGGUGUCCAAGAGUUUGUCGAGGACAUCUAUCCUGGCGCCUACACUUCUAUGACUCGCAUCGAUUUCAAAGCGCUCGAUAACCUUCUGCUAAAGCCGAUCGGUAUUUACGGUAGCAAGCAUGAGCUUGUGCGAUUCUUAGGCACAUUGGGUUCCAUCGACGAUGAAAUCGCGCGUCGUCUACUUGGCCAAGACAAAAACGACCACGGUGAAGAUGAAAGCCUUCGCUCCGGUCUCUAUAUUGUGCGAUCUCCUCACGAGCAAGGCGGCAUCUUCGUCGUCUAUUGGCCUGAGGCCACUACCUGGGACGAUGGCGCCGCAUCCACCGUGCGCAGGAAUAGGGUCACCUUCAUGCGCUAUCUCACAAAACUAACCGACCAGGUCGUCGCGCUCAUCUCCGAUGCACAUGCAGAGAAAUUGGUGUGGAAGGAAACCACUAGUGCCGAUACAGAGACCAGCUCCGACGAGGAUGAGUCAGACCGACUGUUUACCUUCCAAGUUUCCAAAACGGUAGCCCAAGAGGAGAAUGUCACUGCUCGCCCCGGCUUUCGUAUGACAUUGCCGGCCGGUAUAGAACUUCAUCCCUCACGUUCUACGCUAGAUGGUGCUCUCUACCGGACAAAGCUCGUCCGUGGCGAGACAACCCAGGCCUUGAUGGUGCCGUUACUAAAAGACCAGCGGAUCCGCACCCAGGCUUGGGAUAAGGCGCAAGGUCCCGUUCCUGUCGCGGUUAUACGUGAAUUUCUGGCUAAUGCAGAUCAAAUCGUGCUCUCCGAGUCUCUGGAUCUUCGCGCACUUCGCGCGCUUGCUGAUUGCGGCCUAUCUACGAGGUUUCCCACCUUAUUCUCCAAAUGGCAGCGCUGCCAUGACGACCUCAGUGCGAAGUACACUCUGGAAAAGAAGCAGCUAUUGGGCGAUGCGAAUAGCCGUCUUGCCGCUAACGACGAUCAUUUGCGUGACGUCAUACGAGAGUCUUAUAUCAAGAGUCUGGUGCAUAUUUAUCCCUUUCUCGAUACUAGGGAGCUUGGAGGCGAACGCUACCGUGACCUAAAGGUCGAAGCGGGUGGGCAAGCUCCAGAUAUUGUAGAUGGUUAUGGCGAAGAAGCACGCAAGGUCUGGAGCGAAAACGCCAAAUGGGACAAUCUCGGCCACGAAUUCAACGCGCUCAAGGAGAGAUUUUUAGUGGCAUGGUACAUCAUACACGAGGAGUGUCUGGACCUCCCAAAAUUCACCCGGCGCGCCCUUUGCGAUGCUAUUCUGGUUGACGAACACCGGCCGAUGGAGGCCAUACUUACUGAUGCUCUCGGCCGGUCAGAAAAGGCAAAGAGCUGGGGCGCGACAUUUGCCUCGGUAGUAGUUUCGAGGGCCAAGUCAGCGGCCAAGAACCUGGUCCCCCAAGGCUUGGUUCCUCCAGCCAUGUUUGACAAAGGCCCCGCUGCAGAAGCCAACAAGAUCAUGCUGAGAGCGCGUCAAAAGGAAAUUCUCACUUUGACCCCCAACUUCCUACUUUCGCUUGGAGGUUUCGCCGAAGCCGACUUUGCCAAGGCCAAAACCGCUGUCGAAGAGAAGGCGAGACUCGCCCUAGCUCGCUUGCUUGACGACAGAGCACGCCGGGCUACGCUUGCCAUAGCUGCCAUCCACAGAAAUCGUGCGGAGCAUGAAGUCGAGCAACGGCUGAACUUUGAAUAUGGUCCAAUUUCCCGUGGCUACGACCAGGAUCUCAUACGAGGCCUCGCUCAAGUGACCUCAAUUGUUGAUAGACGUGUCACAAUCAACGUCUUCGAGCCUUUGAAAAGGUCACCCCACUCGCAUCAUACUCGCAGUGCUGAAUACUAUGUGGACGGGCACGCCGAGUGGCAGCAGCGUGCGGAGGUUCAAUAUACGAUCUUGAAGUUCGAGUUAUCGGAAGCCGACAAUCACUCGCUUAGCGAGAGCGUGCUGCACGUUCCUACACCUGCUCUCAACAUCCACCAGCGACAAGACUUCAACCUUCCUCGAGACCAAGAGAUCAUCUUUUCGCAGCUUCUCCCUGGCGAUCGGUUGCUGAUCGUCGUGCGCGACGAGACGAAUGCGCAGUUCAUGUUCUACUUGGAGCGCCUUGGUCACAUGAAUGCAGCUGUUCGGCGGGCCCCCGCUAAAAAGGUGCAUAUGGGGAAGACGGGGCCAGAUAUCUUAAUCGCAUGUGAUGAAACGACCCGCCAACUUUGCCUGGUGUCAUCAGAACGUCUCAAGGUCGUCACGUUUCUUUUCGACGAGCAUUUCGUCACUAUCCAUACUUUUGGAUCAGAGUUGGACUUAUCCGCCUGGUAUCCGCAUGGGACACGGAUCUGUCACGUGGCUUUUGCGAUUGGCAGAGAGGAAAUUCUAUUCAUCGACUCGUCCAGCUUAGCCCGCCUGUUCUCCCUUGUCACGUUGCAGUUCAAACCAGCGACUCUUCAGCUUCCCUCGGUUCCCUCAGACGUUUUCGCAUCUCCUGAUGGAGCCUGCUUGAUCGUCUGCCUGAACUCGCCUACUGGCUCGUCGUUGGUCGCAUAUCACUGGGCAACAUUUGAAGCUUCUGAAAGCAAGACCAUUGACAUGCCAGCAUCUCCCAUCAGGGACUCGAUCAUGACGUCAUUCUCUCGCCGCGCGGCCGUGCACCUGGUCAGCCUUGACCUGGAAACUCGCGCUUGUUCGUCUAUUGCUCUGAGCAUCACGCAGAAGGCCACCGAGUUCACCUUCUCACGGCGCGAUAAGACUCACCAUCCUGCCCAGGCAGGUGUAUUGACUCAUCAUAAUAGUCUAUUUGACUGCCAUGCCGACGUCUGGACGCGCUUCCCGGUCGUAGCAGCAAUCCGACGUCGGACCGUUGACUCAAGCCGGCGCCGUAACAAGGCAUUCCAGUUUGUAUCGGCGCGUGAGCACGACCAUCCGGCCGUCGCCCUGUACUUCAAACAGAUGAUCACGGACUUCGAAAAGCGUACCCGCAAGCCGACUAAUCGUGAACUCGACCUGAUUGAUAUCACGGCAGCCACCUACGAUCACUUCGAAACCAGUCUGACUAGGACGUUAUGGGAAUGCGCUUCAAGUCUUCAUACCGGAGAAUGGCUGGUCGAUCUAUUCUGUCUCAUUCCCAUUCAGCUAGCGGUCUGUCGCGAUAAUCAGUUCUGUCCGAUGAAAGACGGAGUGCUCUCGGCCGACUUCGAGCGCUCACUCUUGGGGGCGGAUGUCACUACCAUUGUCGACUUUCUAUCGUUCGGCUGGUACGAAUCGCUUUUCCAAUCUUACUUGGCGGCGAAGCCUGUGAAAGUCGUUUCAUCUAUGGGCGAGCAGUCGGUCGGGAAGAGCUAUGCGCUCAACCAUCUCGUGGACACGUCCUUCGCCGGGAGUGCCAUGCGUACGACAGAGGGCGUCUGGAUGUCUCUUACGCCGACCGACGAUACACUGAUCGUGGCUCUCGACUUCGAAGGGGUGCAUAGCAUCGAACGUUCAGCACAAGAAGACGCCCUCCUGGUUCUCUUGAAUACAGCACUGUCAAGCCUUGUACUGUUUCGCAAUAACUUCUCCCUUAGUCGCGACAUCGCGGGCCUUUUUCAAUCUUUCCAAUCGAGUUCGUCUAUCCUAGACCCGGCGUCUAAUCCGCAUCUAUUCCAGUCCACGCUGGCCAUCGUGAUCAGAGAUGUUACGGACACCGACAAAGAUGAGAUCUACCGGGAAUUCAGCCUGAAGUUUGAGCGCAUUGUGCACGAGGAGCGGGAUGCCAACUUCAUCACUAAACUCCAUUCUGGAAAGCUGGAUAUCAUACCUUGGCCAGUCAUCGAAUCGAAGCAGUUUUACAAGAUGUUCUCCAUUCUGAAGAAGCGUCUGGACCAGCAGGCCACGGCCCACGCAAGUGCGGGGGGCUUUCUCCUGACUAUGAAGACUCUGAUGGCAAAACUGAAGGCCAAUGAUUGGGGUGCAAUGUCACAAACGCUGGCUUCUCACCGUGCAAAAACUCUUCAUUCCAUGCUUGAUCGUGCCCUUUGUAGUGGUGUAGCAGAACUUGAACCCGAUAUCGAACCCCUGAAGAACCUCGACACCGACGUAGUCAUCGACUGUCGCGACAGUGAUACGCAUUUCUUCCUUUCCUCCGCUGGCAGCGACUCAAGGCAGCGCGAGUUGAUGCUUGGUGACAUGAUGCAUCUCUGGGACGAUUUUGACCGGAGACACACGAUGGCCGACACUGAGUUCUUCUCUGCUCUUACCCGACAUAUCACCGAGCUCGUCGACAUGCGCAUCAAUCAUGUACGACAAUGGGUGGACGAGAAUCUCAUGCGCUUCCAAACUAGUCACGACAGCAUUGACGGACUUCGUCGGACGCUCGAAGCGGCGAUAAUCGACCUGAAAGCUGGAACUCAACUGUGCGGCUCUCAUUGUGCAUCAUGCGGACUGUUGUGCCUCAUGGGCCGUUCGCACGACGAGUCCUUACCUCAUGACUGUCACACAACGCACGAGUGCAUCCAUGAUUGCUCGUAUUGUGCGUCUGCGGAUCUGUCGACGCCGGGGCCGGUGAGGGUCUGCGGGAUGAAAGCCGGACACUCUGGACGCCAUAUCUGCACUGUAAACUCGCAUCUUUGUGGAGAGCCGUGUAAACUUUUAGGCACCAAGGGUUGUCUUUCGGGAUGCAUGAAGAUGCCUGGCCAUGAAGAUGCCGAACAUGCUUGUUCUGCUUCGCUACAUAAAUGCGGCAAGCCGUGCGCGUUGAUAGGUAUCGGACAGCCGAGCGGCAAACCUUACUCGUGCUCGGGCACUUGCGAUAUAGCCUUCGGUGAAGAACACACUGAGCACGCGUGCGAGAUGCGCGAGUGCCCUAUGUCCUGCCAGCUCUGCAAACGUCUGUGCGCGAACUCGCACCUUCAUGGGCUCGAGGCCGACAGUCUCCAUCUCUGCGGCCAAGAGCAUUCAUGCAAUGCGCUAUGCUCUGCCGGUAUCUGCCAGAUCGAAACGAAGCCCCAUGAAGUUCAUGCUACAUUCGCGGGUCGUAAUGAGACGUUCCAGUACACGAAGUACACGCAAGUGACUAAACGCAAUCAGUGUUGCAAGACGAUAGAGCGUGGGAGGCUGGAUCACGAUGGACCGCACUUGCAUGGCGUCGAGAAGGACCUCUUCCACUAUUGCGAUAGACAGUGCAAUGACUGCGGGUACUACUGUACACUUCCUCACGGCCACGCACAAGAUCAACACGAAACCAGCCACGGUUCGAUGUCCCAAACAAGGUGGGCGGUUGACGGGGAAGACGGCACGAGCAUCGAAGUGAACGGCCGUAAAUUCUCGGCCAACGAUGACGGUGCUCCGAUGCUGUGCAGCAUGAUUUGCUCGGAACUUGGUCGCCACAUCCACGUCGACUACUGCCGCUCAACGGAUGGUUCUCCCUGCAAUACUGCAGACGUCGAGCACAUCACGUCCCAGAUGAGUCCGAACCCGCGUCGUCCGAAGGAUGCCGUUACACACGCACUGUACUGGAGGAGAAGUGGCUUCAAAGACCCGUACUCCAAUGAGCUACAGACGACCUUCGCGAAAUGCGAUGCCAUGUGUCCUGACACAGAGCACACAUCCGCAGCGGCCGCUGGCGAUCGGCAGCCCUCGUACUGCACGCUGCCAAUGUUCCACGCGCCUGCUGCGGUCCCUCCUGUAUCGGCCCUCGGCGAGCAAGGGUAUGUGUCUUCGGAUGGGCACGCUUUCACUUGUACCAAUCCAGUUUCGCUUCAUCCCGCGUACCACGUCAUCUUUGCAAUCGACAAGUCAGGCUCUAUGGCGUCUACCGACAGAUCUCCCCUGGCCGGUACCCCGGUCACCAAUGCAAUUGUGCGGGUCUCCAACAACCGUCUCGGUGCGGUGUGCUCUGCACUGCACGCCUUCUGGACGGCUAGGCAGGCAAAUGCCCGGCUUAGCUCAGGAACCGCCCGACGUGACGCGUACAGCGUGCUCAUGUUCGACACGACGGUGGUGCAUGGCGUCGUCAACGAUGUCUCUAGCUCUCCCGAGGAACUUCUUCAACUGAUGUUGCGUCACCGAGCGUCCGGAGGCACCAGCUUCAACAACGCGCUCGACGCGGCCCGCGUAGUGAUGGAACAGAACUGGAGUGCGGAUAGGAAACCUGUGGUCAUCUUUCUCUCCGACGGGCAUGAUCAAGCCGACGAGGGCAUCGUUCGCAAUCUCUGUCAGACUGCCCUUCGGCUAGGUGACCCGCUUUCUCUGCAUACGGUGUCCUUCGGCCCAGCCUCGAGCGAGUCAAGCCUGCGCACCAUCGCCAGAAUCGCCACUCAAGUCCAGGAGCGCGCCAAUCAGGCUCAAGGCGCUGGCCUAAGGAGGAACACUGCGUCGUCUGGGUUCUCGGAAGCGCUUAACUCGGUCACACUCGCGGAGACCUUCCUUGCCAUCGCCGAGUCGCUCAGGAAGCCGCGCGGAUCCUUGCUCCGUUGA